Molecule: messenger RNA, 2545 nt
Organism: Tupaia belangeri chinensis (Chinese tree shrew)
Lineage: Eukaryota; Metazoa; Chordata; Mammalia; Scandentia; Tupaiidae
Gene: GBP5
Product: guanylate binding protein 5
Exons: 11
Coding region: 195-1964 (589 amino acids)
Molecular function (GO): GTPase activity; GTP binding
Source: RefSeq, a predicted model, not a curated record
AAGGGAAAUCCCCAGGCUCGGGUGGAGAAAAGUAUUUAAGAACAUCAGAAACCAUCACAGUUAAACUACCUUUUACCAAGUUCUCAUCAAAGCAGCUUUUUCUCAACUCGGAAAGGUCUCCACCCCCAAUUUUAUGGUCAAGAAUUCCAGCAUAUCCCCCUCUCUUCCCUGGAGGAUCAAGUAACUUCCUCAACAUGGCUGCAGAGAUCCACAUGCCAGACCCAGUGUGCCUCAUCGAGAACUUAGAUGAGGAACUGCAGGUUAAUCCAGAAGCGGUGAAGAUCCUGUCCACCAUUACACAGCCUCUGGUGGUGGUGGCCAUCGUGGGCCUCUACCGCACAGGCAAAUCCUACCUGAUGAACAGGCUGGCUGGGAGGACAAAGGGUUUCUCUGUUGGAGGCACGGUGCAGUCUCACACCAAGGGAAUCUGGAUGUGGUGUAUGCCUCAUCCUGAGAACCCAAAUCACACCCUGGUUCUGCUUGACACUGAGGGCCUGGGAGAUGUAGAGAAGGUGGACCACAACAAGGACACCCAGAUUUUUGCGCUGGCGAUCUUACUGUGCAGCACCUUCGUAUACAACACCAAGAACAAAGUAGACCAGGAGGCUAUCGAUCUACUCCACAAGGUGACAGAACUGACAGAUCUGCUCCAAACAAGAACCUCACCCAGCCUUGAUAAGGCUGAAGGUGCUGCUGACUUUGUGAGCUUCUUUCCAGACUUGGUGUGGACCCUGAGAGAUUUCUACCUAGAUCUGGAAGUAGAUGGGCGACUCAUCACAGUAGAUGAAUACCUGGAGAACUCCCUGAAAAUAAAGGAAGGUUGUGAUGAAAGAAUUCAAAAAUUCAAUUUGCCCCGUCAGUGUAUACAGAGGUUUUUUCCAGUAAGGAAGUGUUUUAUUUUUGACUUGCCUGCUCCUGGGAAGAAGCUUACCCGGCUUGAGACACUGCCUGAAAAUGAGCUCAAUCCUGAAUUUGUGCAACAGGUGGAAAAAUUCUGUUCCUAUGUCUGGUCUUCUGCAGUCAAGACUCUUCCAGGAGGCAUCAAGGUUGAUGGACCCUGUCUAGAGAACCUGGUGCUGACCUAUGUAAAUGCCAUCAACAGUGGGGACCUGCCCUGCAUGGAGAACGCAGUGCUGGUCAUGGCCGAGAAACAGAACUCGGCUGCAGUGCAGAAGGCCAUUGCCCACUAUGACCAGCAGAUGGGCCAGAGGGUGCAGCUGCCCACAGAAACCCUCCAGGAGCUGCUGGACCUGCACAGGGCCAGUGAGAAAGAGGCCACUGAAAUCUUCAUGAAGAAUGCUUUCAAGGAUGUGGACCAGAGUUUCCAGAAGGAACUAGAGACCCUACUAGAUGCAAGGCGGAUUGACAUUUGUAAUCGGAACUUGGAAGCGUCAUUGGAUCAUUGCUCAGCUCUACUUCAGGAUAUUUUUCGUCCUCUAGAAGAAGCAGUGAAGCAGGGAAUUUAUUCUAAACCAGGAGGUCAUAAUCUCUUCAUUCAAAAGACAGAAGAGCUGAAGGCAAUGUACUAUCAGACGCCCAAGAAAGGAGUACAGGCUGAGGAAGCUCUGCAGAAAUAUUUAAACUCCAAAGAGUCAAUAAGUGAUGCAAUUCUACAGACGGACCAGGCUCUCACAGCGAAGGAAAAAGAGAUGGAAGAGGCACGUGUGAAAGCAGAGGCUGCAAAAGCUGAAGCACGAAGGUUGGAGGAGAUUCAGAGGAGGAACCAGCAAAUGAUGGAGGAGAAGGAGAGACUCCAUCAGGAACAACUCAGACAAAUAGAAAUAAACGAGGCCAACCGGCGAGCAGCACAGGCAGAGCGACUAAGGGCCCUAGAGCGGGAACACCAGAAACAGGCUGAAGAACUCAAGAGAAAACUCGAAGAUGACAGAAGAAAACUGGAAAAUGAGCUAUUGAAUCUCCAGAGGACUGCUCACUCAAAUAAUGACCCAUGUAUCUUACUUUGAAGUAUUAAAGACAAGAGCUUUUUUUUCUAACUCCUUUUCACUAAAGACACAAAGAGAUGAGAACUUACAGGACUUGGGACAAUCAGCAUUGAAAUAAAGUUAAUAAUUUUUAUAUCAAAUUUUGUAUAAAGUUAUAAGGUCAUGAUGCUAAUAACCAGUAAAAUGUACAUCUCAGUCCAAUCGUUAAAAUAAUUGCUUCCUUAAGGAGAUUAUGAAUUGUAUACUAAUGGACAUUUUAUGACUGCCUUCAUUUAGGGGUGAUAUUGGGUUGAUUCCCUCAGGAGAAGCUUUCUCUUGCAUCCCAAUCCUGUCUGUCUAAUAUCUCUUGUUUGUCUGAGUAUCGAGUUAACCUAAGAGGUGUUAUCCUCAUGGGCUCAAUCAAAUGGAACUUGACCUUCAUCAAAUUUCCUGGUUUAUUCAGUACUGGGAACUCUGGUGGUAACUGAUCUAUGUGGACACCAUCAAUAGUAGAGUGAUGACUUGUUUGAAAAAGGUGGUGACAACUCUGGCCCAGUGUGAGAACUCAGUGGCUGUGCGGAAGGCAGCCAACCACUACAGCCUGCAGAUGAUCCCGUGAGUGA